ACGCAAGGUAUCGUCGAGCAGACCACUGAUGCUCAGCUGUCUACGCUCAUCCUGGACAACAGGAAGAAGCUCAAUGAGAUCAUUGACUCCAUUCUGCAAUCCUGCAUCAACAAGGUUGACGAAGCCGUUUAUGAGCUCGAGUCUCCGGCUCAGGUCGGCAACGUCAACUCUACACCAGAGUAUACACUUUCCAUGAUUGAGAAGGCAGUCAACAAUGCCACCGAGUUUGCGACCGUUUUUGAUCUCUACCUUGGUCAAGAAAAGGGUGGAGAUCACGUGGACGUCAUCAAGUCAGCCAACGAGUUUGCUCAUUCUCUCUCUGAAGUCCUCGUCAACACCAAGGGUAUCACCCGUUUGACUAGCACAGAUGAAGCAUCCGACCAACUCGUUGCCAUAGCCAAGCUUGCCGGUGAGACCGGUAUGCGAUUCUUCCUGAACUUGCAAUCCUACAAGAUCGAGUUGGUUGCUCCUGCCAACCGUAGAGAGAUCCCCCUCCGUGUAAUGAUGGAGUCUCGCACGUCGCUGAACAAGCUGAGCACAAAAGUCGAGGAGCUCGUACCCAAGGGGAAGGGUGGUUCCCUUGCCAAAGCCAAC
Messenger RNA from Acaulospora colombiana, 594 nucleotides. The record is from the annotation of a GenBank genome assembly. NCBI's taxonomy places the organism in Eukaryota, Fungi, Glomeromycota, Glomeromycetes, Diversisporales, Acaulosporaceae.